AUGGUGGCAACGGAAGACACCUCAAAUACUGUACCCGGUCAUAUCGAGACGCCCGGUACCUUCGGCAAGUUAAGGCAGACACUUUCGUCUUCUUUACUCACGGCUCAAGACAAAGUGACGAAGCUUGGGCCCAGAUCUGUCCCAGUGGAGACUACAAUAGAAGCCACCCCUGCUCCACCACCCACACAACCGCCACCUCAGCCUGUUAAGACAGAACGCGAAGCCGGCAAAGCGCCAUCUCGGGCCGGAGCAUGUCGCGUGUGCCUAAAAGCGCUAAAACCAGGCGAGGUGUUCCACACAUGCAAUGGCUGUCAGCAUCGUGUUUGUGAGGAUUGCUCUUCCUAUUCAAAACCAGCCAACGACGAUGAUGCGAAUUCUUGGCGUUGUUCUGUUUGCCGACGCAAGGCUGCUCCUAGGCUGCCCCCAGCAGCGCAGGACAGCACAGACUCAUUAUUGGAAAUUCCCGUAUUAGAGGCACUACAGCGACGUCACUCGGAGGCUCGUCUAGGCAGUGGUGGAACCUCCACCGGCCUCGCUCCACCACGUUCGCCGGAGCUGCGACGACACUCCGACGUGUCACCAGCCUCUUUGAAAGAGCUGGAAAAGUUAAAGGGCGGCGGUGGCAGCGUGACGCCGGACGUGGUGUCGAGGCGCGCGAGCACUGUGUCUCCGGCACGUCGCCGCUCAGUGCGUGCACCGCACCAACAUUCCUGUGACGAGGACCAGUCCGCGGCACCCCAAUCUUCCGGGCACGCGUCCGCGCUUUCCGCGCCGCCACCUAUGUCGCGCAGGGCAUCGGCUGUAGACGUUGUGAGCGGCGCGGGGCCCCGUCGUAGCUCAUUCCGUGUGGAAGAACCAACUGACACCUCACCACAAAUAACCGGGCUCAGCGUUGAAGAAGAACGUCCCAUACGUCGCCGUGGUAGUCAGCUGCCAGACAUAGCAGCGUUACAGCAACGUACUGGCGCGCUGAGUGCGAUGGCGGCGCUGGCGUCGCGCGGCUGCGAAGCUGCGGAGCCGAGCUCGGUGUCGGUCGCGGCGGCGGCAGCAGCAGCGGCGGCUGCGCGUCAGAUGUCCGUCGACGCGGAGGCCAUCAAGAUCGUCAUACAUGACGUCGAUGACCGUACGCCGCGCCGCGUCACGCUCCGACGUGACCCUAACGACAAGGGGCACCGGUCCCGAGGAUUCGGCAUGCGAGUUGUCGGUGGCAAGCCGGAUGCCAGCGGACGCCGGGAGGCCAUUAUCGUUUGGACUGUGCCUGGCGGACCGGCUGACCUCGCUGGGCUGCAGCAGGGUGACAAGGUUCUGGAAUGGGGUGGAGUGCCGCUGACGGAGCGCAGUUUCGAGGAGGUGUGCGCGGUGCUGGAGCGCGGCGGCGACACCGUGGAACUUCUGGUGGAACCCGCGCCGCAACUUGACGACGCACCCACGAUGCCCGCGCAUCACACAUCACACCACCACCACUCUCUCUACGAACCGGAUACUGACAAAACGCCAUCGUCGCCAACCCGACGGAAAUUGCCGAAAACCCCGGAACAAGAGCGCAACGAGCGUGCUCGAGAGCGUCUGCCAGCUCGCGCUCAACUUCAAGUGUGGUUCGAGAGUGAACUGCGCAAACUCGUGAUUGUCCUGAGCGCUGCCGACGACUUGCCACCUCGUGAUCACACCCUCGGCUACGGAGACGAGCCCGAGGCUUUCGCGCGAAUACGUCUAUUGCCAUCACUUGAGAGCUGUCCGCCAGUUGAAACCGACCCUGCAUCAGCAUCAUGCAGUCCAGUUUGGAACGCUACUCUCGGAUUUGGUGGAUUGACGGCUGAUCUGCUGGCUGGUCGCGCGCUCGAACUUACACUUUGGGAUGCCUGUCCCGGCAUCGAUCCCGUUCUCAUCGGAGAAUGUACUAUGGAGCUGGAGAAGGCAUUUACGGAAGAUCGUGCUGUAUGGUGGACAUUAGAGGAGCGGGGCACGCGGUCGGCUAACGCAUCGCCGCGUGGGUCACUAGCAGGUGCGCGUGCCCUCCGCCGUGGAGACUUUGCCUCGCAGCGCUCCAUCUCCGAUGACGUAGACUCAAUUGGCGAGUGCGCAUCCUUGCUACAUCCUGACCAUGCGUGGGUAGCGGGCUCAAGACGAGGCUCUUCGCAAUCUGAAACACUCGAAGUUGAAGUUUAUCAACUGGGAAAGGACUUCUCCCGUUCACUGCCUGGAUCUCGUCGUUCUUCAUUCCAGCAACAAGAUAAAGUGCAUCCAGUUUGGACAUUUAAACAUUUCAGUAACAUGUUUGCUGCCAUAAUAGUACAUGCAGCAACGAAACCAAUUUAA
Messenger RNA from Parnassius apollo (apollo), 2316 nucleotides. The record is from the annotation of a GenBank genome assembly. NCBI's taxonomy places the organism in Eukaryota, Metazoa, Arthropoda, Insecta, Lepidoptera, Papilionidae.